GCUCGGCGUAGUUCGUAGUGGGGUCGGAAGGAAGCCGACUUGAGCUCCGAUAUCGAUAUUGCGUCAGUUAUCAAUGAUCUAAAAUAUUUAUUUUAAGUACUUAGUACCUCGUCUCGAUAAGUCGCAACCUGUACCAAUCCUCACCUAGAACGAUACCGCGGCCGAUCGCGCGAGGCGCCAGAAACUCAAUUAAUGCACCGGGCAUAGUCACGGUACAUAGGACCAACCCAAUAUCAACAAUGGCGACCUGGCGCAUCGUCUCCCCACGCUUAGCCCUCAGCACGCCUCUGCGAGCCAUAAUAUCGCGGCCGUACUCCUCGAGCUCUACAGUCCCAUUAGCAUACGACCACCACGAGCCCCCGAAAGGCGACCGUCACCGACAAGAUGCGCCCAUAAUAUUCAUGCACGGUCUCUUCGGGUCCAAGAAGAACAAUAGAAGCGUAUCGAGAGCCCUAGCGCGGGAUCUCAAGCGUCAUGUCUAUACCGUCGACCUACGCAACCACGGCGAAUCCCCCCACGCGCCCCAACACACCUACCUAGCCAUGGCCUCCGACAUCGAGCGCUUCAUCCAAGACCACGGGCUCAAAUCCCCCAGUCUAAUUGGACACUCCAUGGGCGCCAAAACGGCCAUGACCCUCGCGCUGUCCUCACCCUCUCUCAUCGCCGACAUCGUCGCCGUAGACAACGCGCCCGUCGACGUAGCUCUCUCCGGCACCUUCGCGCGGUACAUAGAAGGGAUGCGACGGAUCGAAGCCGCGAGCGUAACGCGGCAAGCCGACGCCGACGCCAUCCUCAAAGACUACGAAGACGACAUCGCCAUCCGCCACUUCCUGCUCGGGAACCUGUACCGACCAUCCCCCUCCCCGUCUACACCAGCCGGUCCAAUCGCGCAAAAGUUCCGCGUCCCGCUGGAAAUACUCGGCCGUUCGCUAGGCCACCUAGGCGACUUCCCGUUCAAAGACCCUUCCGCGGCGCGGUUCGCGGGGCCGGCGCUGUUCGUGCGCGGGACGCGCAGCGCGUAUGUGCCUGACGAGGUGGUGCCGCUGAUCGGGGAGUUCUUCCCGCGCUUUCGCUUGGUCGAUGUUGACGCCGGGCAUUGGGUUAUUUCGGAGAAGCCGGAGGAGUUUCUGAGAGCUGUUAUCGAGUUCCUCACGCCGAAAGAGUAAGGGGUAGAGCAUAUGGUAGAGGAUACACGAGAGCGAGUGCGACAUAGACGGGAUAAAGGUACGGUCUAGAGGGUUGUAAAUAAUUCGUGUAUCAUUGCAUUGCGUAGCGUCGCAUAAAGGGAUAUCAUCAUCUAGA
Annulohypoxylon maeteangense is the source of this 1302-nucleotide messenger RNA. Its product is annotated as alpha/beta-hydrolase. Bases 240 to 1166 code for a protein of 308 amino acids. The record is from RefSeq and is a predicted model, not a curated record. The transcript is spliced from 3 exons. Gene Ontology annotation, cellular component: mitochondrion. Lineage: Eukaryota; Fungi; Ascomycota; Sordariomycetes; Xylariales; Hypoxylaceae.